Molecule: messenger RNA, 1769 nt
Organism: Selaginella moellendorffii
Lineage: Eukaryota; Viridiplantae; Streptophyta; Lycopodiopsida; Selaginellales; Selaginellaceae
Exons: 3
Coding region: 55-1662 (535 amino acids)
Source: RefSeq, a predicted model, not a curated record
GUUGGGAUUUACUAUAUAGGUAACUUUUUAUGAGAUGCUGCCACGUAAGGAGAGAUGAGAGCUCUUCUCGUUCUCAAGCCUUUGCUUCUCUCCAGCUGCCAGGUUUCUAGGUUUUGCGCCCGCGUGCCCCAUUCCAGGCGAUCGGCCAUGGCGUCUGGGAGCUGUGCCGGAUUGGCAGCCAAUUCCGCGGCGGCGACGUCGGCGAUCGCGCUAUCCCAAAGCGCUCGCGCGAUCCCAGAUCAUCAGGCGGCAUUGUCGCCCCUGCAAGAUUUCGACUCCUCUGCGAAUGCAAUCAUCCUCGAGCCAGUCCGGGAGGGAGGUCAGGAUGUGGCUAUCGUGUUCGCUUCUGGCGCAUUGACGCCCGCGAGCGAUUACAUCCCGCUUUGCCAGGAGAUCCAGCGCUCUUGCGAGCUCCGGAUGUGGAUUGCGAUUGUCAAUCCUCCAAAUAACGUGAUUUCCCAGGAGAUCAUCGAGCAAAGCCUGGAUGGAAUUCUCGAGAGGAUGAAAGACCGUGGGUUUCGUCCAGGACAGCUUGCAAUGGAUAACAUCUUCAUCGCAGGCCACAGCUGGGGAGCCUGGACUGGAAGAGCAGUAGCAGUGGGUCGUGCUCAAGGAUUCAUCCAGAUUGGAAGCUGCUUCCACACGAAUCCAGAUAAUCUGAGCCAGUAUCCAAAGCCGGUUCUCACUUUGAGCGGGGAGCUGGAUGGACAGAUCACUUUGGGAGCGAUUGCCAAGCAUGCAGGAGAGAUCUUCGACGUCGAGGAAGAGAUGGGAAGCUUCAAUACUUAUGGAAGGAAGCCCGUGGUGGUCAUCCCCGGCAUGAACCAUGCACAGGUCUCACACGGAGUUCCAAACAAAGCUAGAGGAGACCUCGACGCCGAGAUACCAAUCGAGCAAGCUCGAACUGAUGUUGGGAGAUUGAUCGCUGCCUUCGUCACGGUACAUGCUGCUCCCGAGAGCGCGAGUGCGUUGCUUGAGCUGGAAAAAGCUGUGAAGAACACACACGAGACGUGUAGGAGUUACUGGGAGGCGAUAAAAGAGCAGGGAUCAUCCGGCGUGAAGAACUAUCAGCUCGAUCUCGCAAAGGUAUCGCCUCAAGUUUUGAGCGAGGGCCAGGUUUCUGUGAUCCAGCACGACUACGAAGACAACUUUGUCUACUCCAAGCCGUGGAUCGAGCACAAGCCAGCACGCAAGGUGUUUGUCAACACGUACUUGAAGAGCCAAGACAACUUUCAGGUGGUGCGGAGCUUGUGGAUCAAAAUGAAGAGCAGGGAAGCGAUCACCACAGCUUUUAAAGCAGCUGACGAUCAAAAGGACGACGCUGCAUCAUCACCAUCGUCCAGGAUCGCUGCCGGUUUCAACGAGAGAACGUUUCAAGAGGCCUUGAAGCUGGUCCCGGAGAGAGCCCGGGCAAAGUUCCUGGACCGUGGGAGGAAGCCGAGAUUUGUGGACGAUCUGGUGAUCUCGGACUCGGCCCCCAAGUGGAUCAAGAGCGACGUAACUUUGGUCGCUGCCGAGGAUGGAUUUGCCGACGUUCAAUCGCCAGUUCUAAUCAGUCCGAUGGAGAUGCCGCCCAGAUUCGCUGGAAUGCACUACAUGAAACUUCUCACCAUUGCUGGAGCCAUGAAGUGGAUCUUCACGGACUGCUAUCGUACUACGUGAUAAACGUUCGUGACAAAAUGAAAACCAUAUGAUAUGUGAGCUGUAUCUCAGCCGCUUGUUUGAAGGGCUCAUGUUCGUCCACGUGUCGAGUAUUGGUCUUGACUUUC